Molecule: messenger RNA, 1233 nt
Organism: Myripristis murdjan (pinecone soldierfish)
Lineage: Eukaryota; Metazoa; Chordata; Actinopteri; Holocentriformes; Holocentridae
Gene: armh1
Product: armadillo like helical domain containing 1
Exons: 11
Coding region: 1-1233 (410 amino acids)
Source: RefSeq, a predicted model, not a curated record
AUGUCAGCCCACGAGGAACGAGCGAAGAUUAGCAAAGUUAAGAGUUUUUUUCACGAGUGGGACUGUGGUAACACGACAGUGCGCUGCCGCAUGUUGAACGCCUUUCUGGUUCAGAGUAGCGGGAAGACCUUGGUGGAGUUGGAGCUGGAGUUUGCCCAGGCUGCCAGUCUCUUUCUGGGUCGGAUCUCCACGUGGAUGAAACUGACAUACAUGUUUGGGACAUGCUUGGGACUCCAGCUGAAAGCAGUCGGAGUUUUCCUCUCAGCAUCAAGCCAUGAUCAGUACCUCAUCGAGUUCCUGCAGGAUGGAGGUGUUCUCACCCUCCUGGACAUUUUAGGCCAGACACAGAUCAAAGAGGAGGACAAGGCAGAAGCGCUCCGCCUGCUGCUCAUUUUCUCUAAUGCUGGCCGCAGGUUCAAAGAGUUCAUCUGUGAAUGCCAUGGCAUGAGAGCCAUAGCCGAGUGCCUAUCCACUGCACGCACAGAGGAAAACCAAGAGACCGCAUGGGCCCUGCUGGAAUCCCUGUCGCAUGGGAACCCCAAAUACCAAAACCAAGUAUACAAAGGCCUGAUCGCCCUUUUGCCUUGUACUUCUCCAAGGGCACAGCAGCUGGUCCUGCAAACCCUACACACUGUGCAGUCCAAAAUGAAGUCCGCCCAUCCCAGCAUUGUAGAGCCUUUGUUGAAUAUGCUCGGGUCCCUGCGUUUGGAGGUACAGGAUGAAGCUAUUAGUCUGAUCCUGGACCUGGGGCAGCAUGAGGUGAGGCCAAUGCUGCUCAGUGGCCUGGUGGCACUGCUGAAGCCGACCAAGGAAGAAGUUCAGCAGCAUCAGCUCCUAGAAGAACCUGAGAUGACCAAGAUGACUGAAUCACUACCAGUGUUUGUCCAACAAGCUGCUGCAGCCAAAGCUGUACGGCUGCUGGCCCAGGGGAGUCAGCAGCUCUCAGAGGAGCUGCUCUCUCUCAGGCUGAUCCACCAUCUUCUGUACGCUAUGGGCAACAGGGAACACACUGAGGCCCAGAUACAGGCCAGCCUGGCCCUGAAGCAUUUUGUCAGCUCGUACUCAGGUAUUGCAGAACAUGUGCACAGGUGCAUGGGCAGUGUGCUUUUUGAAGCCUUCAUGAACACAGCUGACAAAGUGCACAUGUAUAUGGAUGAAGUCCAGGCAGAAAUCCUGCUGUCUAACAAGGUGAACAUAUUGGAAGCUCUAGAUGGCAAGAGCGCUGCAGACUGA